UUCCUCUUCCGGGGCUGCCUGUCCCCCGCCGGGUGCCGCCCCGGAGCCUCGCCCCGCGCAGGGCGCCGUGCCGUCUGUGACCGAAUUUCGCUCCGCGGGGUCCCGACGUCCCCCUCGAGCUCCGUUCGGGUCGAAGCGUCUCUCCGUCUCCGUUUCUCUUUGGACCGUCAUCCGCGGUAUGUCCUUCCACUCGGGGCGGGGGUGCCCCAGGGGCCGCGGGGCGGCCCGAGCGCGGACGGCGAUGGUCCCGACCUUCAGGCCGCAGAACCUGAGACAGCUGCACCCGCAGCAGCCCCCGGCGCAUUACCAGUACGAGCAGCAGCCGCCUCUGCCUCCGCCGCAGCAGCAGCCGCCGCAGCAUCAGGCCGCCCCUCCCUCCGCCUUCGCGGCCGCGCCCGCGGCGGGCUACCUGCCUCCCCGGCCUGACUUCGUCCCGUUCCCGCCCCCGGGGCCGGCGGCGGGACAGGGGCCGAUGGGCCCGUGUCCCGUGCGGCCGCCUUUCCCCGGCCCCCAGCCGCCGCAGACCUUCCCCGUGCCCCCUUGCUUCCCGCCCGUGCCCCUGCCGGCGCCCGGGGCUGACCAGAGCGCCUUCCCUUACCUCAUGCCGCCCCCCUCCGUGGCCCAGCCGCCGCCGCCCCCGCCGCCCCCGCCCCCGCCACUCCCGCCGCAGGUCACCUACCAUCAACCGCUGUACGGGCCGGCCCACUCCCCGCAGCCCUUCCCGCCCCCGGACUUCGGGACCUACCCGUUCCAGGGUGCCGGCGGCCCCUUCGGGCCCGGGGGCCCGUACACGGCGGCGGAGAAGGCGGGCGGCGAGCAGAGGUCCCCCGAGCGCAGCAAGCGCUACGACGAGCAGCGGCACCGCGGCCCCGGGCGCGGCCCCGGCGACCGGCACCGCUCCGACGGCCACGGCGACCGCAGGGAGCGCGGCCGCAGUCCGGACCGGCGCAGGCCGGACGGCGGCCACUACCGGGCGGACUACGACCGGGGCAGGACCCCGCCACGCCACCGCAGUUACGAGUACGGCAGGGACCGGGGACGCGAACGCCACCGACACCGGGAUCACCGCAGAUCACCGUCGCCCGAGCGGCUCUACAGGAAAGACUACAAGAGAACGGGCAGCCCCUCUCCGAGCCGGGAGCGGAAGAGACCCCGCUGGGAAGACGACCGGGAUCGCUGGGCGGAGGCCCCAAGUGGCGUUCAGGAGAAGAGCCACACGCCCGGGAAGGACAAGGAGCCAGAGGAGGCCGCCCCCGACAAGAACGACGAGGAGGACGAGGAGCUGCUCAAACCCGUCUGGGUGCGCUGCACACACUCCGAAAGCUACUACUCCAGUGAUCCCAUGGAUCAGGUGGGAGAUUCCACGGUGGUGGGGACAAGCAGGCUGCGCGACCUGUACGAGAAGUUCGAGGACGAGCUGGGGAAGAGGCAGGGGAAGGCCACCGCGGCCCGGCCCCCGUGGGAGCCACCCAAGACGAAGCUCGACGAGGACUUGGAGAGCUCCAGCGAGUCCGACUGCGAGUCCGACGAGGACAGCAGCUGCUCGGCCAGCUCCGACUCGGAGGUCUUUGACGUCAUCGCCGAGAUCAAGCGCAAAAAAGCCCACCCCGAUCGACUUCACGAGGAGCUAUGGUACAAUGACCCGGGUCAGAUGAACGACGGGCCGCUCUGCAAGUGCAGCGCCAAAGCCAGGCGCACGGGCAUCAGGCAUAGCAUUUACCCCGGGGAAGAGCCCAUCAAGCCCUGCCGCCCUGUGACCAACAACGCGGGAAGGCUGUACCACUAUCGGAUCACCGUCUCGCCGCCCACAAACUUCCUGACGGACAGACCGACCGUGAUAGAAUACGACGACCACGAAUACAUCUUUGAGGGCUUUUCUAUGUUUGCUCACGCACCCCUGACCAAUAUCCCCCUGUGCAAGGUCAUUCGCUUCAACAUCGACUACACCAUCCACUUCAUCGAAGAGAUGGCGCCCGAGAACUUUUGUGUUAAAGGAUUGGAGCUCUUCUCAUUGUAUCUCUUCCGAGAUAUUUUGGAACUCUAUGACUGGAAUCUCAUAGGCCCAGCAUUUGAAAACAGCCCUCCCAGCUGCCCAAGGUUCCACUUCAUGCCACGAUUUGUCCGAUUUCUCCCAGAUGGCGGCAAGGAGGUUCUCUCGAUGCAUCAGAUUCUACUGUACUUGCUGCGGUGUAACAAAGCUCUGGUGCCUGAGGAGGAGAUCGCCAACAUGCUGCAGUGGGAAGAGCUGGAGUGGCAGAAGUAUGCAGAGGAGUGUAAGGGGAUGAUAGUCACCAGCCCGGGCAUGAAGCCCAGCUCGGUCCGCAUCGACCAACUGGACCGUGAACAGUUCAACCUGGACGUGAUCACUUUUCCCAUCAUCGUCCACUUCGGGAUUCGGCCGGCCCAGCUGAGCUACGCGGGGGACCCUCAGUACCAGAAACUGUGGAAGAGCUACGUGAAACUGCGCCAUCUUUUGGCAAACAGUCCCAAAGUCAAGCAAGCGGACAAGCAGAAACUCGCCCAGAGGGAGGAGGCUCUCCAGAAAAUCCGACAAAAGAAUACAAUGAGGCGAGAAGUGACAGUGGAACUCAGCAGCCAGGGUUUCUGGAAGACGGGCAUCCGCUCGGACGUCUGCCAGCACGCGAUGAUGUUGCCUGUUCUGACGCACCACAUCCGUUACCAUCAGUGCCUCAUGCACCUGGACCGACUGAUUGGAUAUAUUUUUCAAGAUCGCUGUCUGCUGCAGCUCGCCAUGACCCACCCAAGCCACCACCUGAAUUUUGGGAUGAAUCCCGACCACGCCCGCAACUCCUUGUCCAACUGUGGGAUCCGCCAGCCCAAGUACGGAGACCGGAAAGUCCAUCACAUGCACAUGAGAAAAAAAGGAAUAAACACUCUGAUCAACAUCAUGUCUCGCCUUGGCCAGGAUGAUCCGACGCCUUCCAGGAUUAACCACAAUGAGCGCUUAGAGUUCCUGGGAGAUGCUGUUGUGGAGUUUCUCACCAGCGUCCAUUUGUACUACCUGUUCCCCAGCCUGGAGGAAGGCGGCCUGGCCACCUACCGCACCGCCAUCGUUCAGAACCAGCACCUGGCGAUGUUGGCCAAGAAACUGGAACUGGACCGCUUCAUGCUCUACGCUCAUGGACCGGACCUGUGUCGGGAGUCAGAUCUUCGCCAUGCGAUGGCCAACUGCUUUGAAGCUUUAAUAGGUGCGGUUUACCUGGAAGGCAGUCUUGAUGAAGCUAAGCAGCUGUUUGGCCGACUGCUCUUCAAUGACCAGGAUCUGCGGGACGUCUGGCUUAACUACCCACUGCAUCCGCUCCAACUCCAGGAGCCCAAUACCGACCGGCAACUCAUCGAGACCUCCCCGGUGCUGCAGAAGCUGACCGAGUUCGAGGAUGCCAUAGGGGUGGUUUUCACGCACGUCCGGCUCCUGGCCAGAGCGUUCACGCUGAGAACUGUGGGGUUCAACCACCUGACCCUGGGCCACAACCAGCGGAUGGAAUUCCUGGGAGACUCCAUAAUGCAGCUGGUGUCUACGGAAUACCUGUUCAUCCACUUCCCCGAUCACCAUGAGGGCCACUUAACGUUGCUGCGCAGCUCGCUGGUCAACAACCGGACGCAGGCCAAGGUGGCGGAGGAGCUGGGCAUGCAGGAGUUCGCCAUCACUAACGACAAGACCAAGAGACCCGUGGCCCUCCGCACCAAGACCCUGGCCGACCUCCUGGAAUCUUUUAUUGCCGCUCUCUACAUCGAUAAGGAUUUGGAAUACGUUCACACUUUCAUGAAUGUGUGUUUCUUCCCGCGUUUGAAAGAGUUCAUUUUGAAUCAGGACUGGAACGAUCCCAAGUCCCAGCUGCAGCAGUGUUGCCUGACCCUGCGGACGGAGGGGAAGGAGCCUGACAUCCCUCUGUAUAAGACCCUGCAGACGGUCGGCCCCUCCCAUGCCAGGACAUACACGGUGGCUGUUUAUUUCAAGGGGGAAAGAAUAGGAUGCGGUAAAGGGCCAAGCAUCCAGCAAGCGGAAAUGGGAGCCGCCAUGGACGCUCUGGAAAAAUAUAACUUCCCCCAGAUGGCCCAUCAGAAGCGCUUCAUUGAGCGGAAAUAUCGGCAGGAGUUGAAAGAAAUGAGGUGGGAAAGAGAGCACCAGGAGAAGGAGCCGGAAGAAGUGGACGAAGGAAGGAAGUGAAGGGGGCGCGAGCUGGGCCUGGGCCCAGUAGGGACCCGAUCCAGAGCCCAGGUGGGUGGCAAAACCUGCCAGCCAGAAAGUGCCAUCCCCAAACCAGACUCGGCUGGUUUCCCGCUCGGCACCAGUUGCACGGCAGCCAGGACUUGUAUCGCUCCUGGAUCGUAUGGAAGCUUCACACGGUGAGAAUCGGGAGCGGCCUCUCUCCCCUCAUCAAACGCGGCAGGUUCUCUGAGCACAGGCUCCUUGGGAAUUGGGCCAUGACCCCUCAAGACCAAGAUGGCGUCCAUCUGACUUUUAUAACUUUUCCCCUUCCUGAUUUCAUAGACUGCACUGGGUCAGGUGGGCUGCUCCGCUUCCCUCAGGAAGCCUGAGGAGAGAGAGCUGAGGAGACAGACAGGGAAGCCUCUGUCCUUUAGUGAUUCUCUUUACAUAAAGAAAGGGCUAUGUGCUUGGCCCUCCGGAGUCAUCUCUCCUCCUCUCCUUGGGACUGAGUAGCCAGAAUUGGGUGGAUUCUCCCACUAUGGCUGUCAGUGACUGGGCGCUACGAAAGGAAUGAGGUGGAGAGGAGAGAGCCUUCAUCCUCUGGCGCAGGGACCAGUCAACCGUCUGCAACAUCUGCCCAUCUGGGAGGACAGCGCUGGGUUUGACUUUCCUUCUGGUCCCCGCCAAGUCCAGAGUUUUACUUUUUACCUUCAGUACCAGAAUCUUGGAAACAUCCCCGACAGCUCUGUAUGUAUUUAUUGAGCACCUGCCAUCUGAGGAGUACUAUAUUGGAUGCCUACAAGGUGCAGAAUGCUGUAAUGGACACCGCCUGCAGGUUGAGUGCUGGACUGGGCGUCCCUUCUACAUAGAGCAUCGGGAAAUGUACAACAGAAGUAAAAGACAGUUCCCGCUUACGGUCUGUUUUGGAGGAGGACAUAAAUUACCUACAAAUAAUGGGAGCAGGGGUGAGAACAAGGACAUGACGGAAAGUGAUCCAGGCGUGUAUCCAGACGAUUGGUGUCGCAUUGGAUUGCUUAUGGGGAGAAAUUAAUCAGGGAAAGGCGCCCAGACAGGAAACAGAUUUUCAGAAGCUUUGAAGAAGGGGAGAGCUGUGGCCUGGGGGAUUUGUUCGGGGAAGGCCCAGCCAUGGGGGAACAGCUGGGAGCUGCUGCCUUGGCUCUGAGAUAGAUGAGCAGGUACAGAAGGCGAGAAGUGAGGGAGCUUGGUGGAGAUAUGGUAGCAUCUUGAUAGAGUGGAACUGGCGUUCUGGCUUUCCUCCCUCCCCCCGAGUACUCUGUGGCCCACAAAUCCACCCCGUGUGUUUAAUGGUGCAUUCCACAGAGCUUUUGUAGCCAGUAAAACUGCCUAAACCCCUCCUUACAUCACCUCCCUGGGAUCAAAUUAAGGCCUAAAGUUUUUUAAGUCAUGCGUGAAGAUCACAGCGAUAGGGAUGGAAGGCAAAUGCAAAAGUUUAUAUUGGAUGUAUGGCAACUGCAUCCAGGAACAAUCGUACGCCUAGUCUUCAUCCUUGUCGAUUCUAAGCCUUGGAAAAACUGCUUGGAUUGGAAACCCAGAGGGAACAGUUUUGCUGCCUACAAUUAUCGGUCCAGGGUACGCCAGGCUGAGGCCACAGACUGGAAUUCAUCUGCGGACAUCAAAAGCGUGUUCUUAUUCGCCACCCUCUAGAAUCAGACUCUGGCUUGAUUCUGCAGGCCCGCGGACGGAAAUUUGGCGAAGUCGCUGGAAAAGAGGAACCAUCAUCCUCUGCAGAUUGUACUUUUGUGCCCUGCAGUUCAUUGCUUGAAAUCGGUUUUUGCAAAAAAAUUAAAAAAAAAAA
Molecule: messenger RNA, 6008 nt
Organism: Ornithorhynchus anatinus (platypus)
Lineage: Eukaryota; Metazoa; Chordata; Mammalia; Monotremata; Ornithorhynchidae
Gene: DROSHA
Product: drosha ribonuclease III
Exons: 33
Coding region: 179-4189 (1336 amino acids)
Biological process (GO): rRNA processing; primary miRNA processing; regulation of gene expression
Cellular component (GO): nucleus
Molecular function (GO): ribonuclease III activity; double-stranded RNA binding
Source: RefSeq, a predicted model, not a curated record